AUGCAUUUGCUUGCUCUGGCCACGGGCCUCGUUGGCAUUGCCAAUGCUGCUUGCCCUUAUAUGACCGGUGAAACAGGCGAUUAUAACCCACAUGAGUUGAGCCGUCGCGCUGAUGAUGGUGCUGCUGGCGACACUGAGGAAUUCCUGUCACAGUUCUACCUCAAUGACAAGGAUGCGUUUAUGACCUCGGACGUUGGCGGACCCAUUGAGGACCAGAACAGUCUCAGCGCUGGAGAGCGUGGACCGACAUUACUGGAGGAUUUUAUUUUCCGUCAGAAGAUCCAGCGAUUCGAUCACGAACGCGUCCCCGAACGCGCCGUCCACGCUCGCGGCGUCGGUGCCCAUGGUGUAUUCACCUCCUACGGCGACUGGUCGAACAUCAGUGCCGCAUCAUUCCUCUCCAAGGAAAACAAAGAAACACCGGUCUUCGUCCGUUUCUCCACUGUCGCCGGCAGCCGCGGCAGUGCCGACACCGCGCGAGAUGUGCACGGAUUCGCGACACGCUUCUAUACAGAUGAGGGCAACUUCGAUAUCGUCGGAAACAACAUCCCCGUCUUCUUCAUCCAAGAUGCAAUUCUCUUCCCAGACCUCAUCCACGCCGUCAAGCCCCGCGGCGACAACGAGAUCCCCCAAGCCGCAAGUGCGCACGACGCAGCCUGGGACUUUUUCAGCCAGCAACCCAGCGCCCUGCACACGCUGAUGUGGGCUAUGGCCGGCCACGGAAUCCCGCGUUCGUUCCGACACGUUGAUGGAUUUGGCGUGCACACUUUCCGUCUCGUGACUGAAAGUGGAAAGUCCAAGCUCGUCAAGUUCCACUGGAAGGGAUUGCAGGGUAAAGCUAGUUUUGUCUGGGAGGAGGCGCAGCAGGUUUCGGGCAAAAAUGCCGAUUUCAUGCGUCAGGAUCUCUGGGAUGCGAUUGAAGCUGGACGGUAUCCUGAGUGGGAGCUCGGCGUGCAAAUCAUGGACGAAGAUGACCAGCUCCGUUUCGGAUUCGACCUCUUCGAUCCCACAAAGAUCGUCCCUGAGGAAAUCGUCCCCGUCACGAAACUCGGCAAGAUGACUCUCAACCGGAACCCGAAGAACUACUUUGCCGAAACCGAGCAAGUCAUGUUCCAACCGGGCCACAUCGUCCGCGGUGUCGACUUCACCGAAGACCCCCUCCUGCAAGGCCGCCUCUUCUCCUACCUGGACACACAACUAAACCGGCACGGCGGUCCCAACUUCGAGCAAAUCCCCAUCAACCGACCCCGAGUACCCAUCCACAACAACAACCGCGACGGCGCAGGGCAAAUGUUCAUCCCGUUGAACAAAGACGCCUACACCCCGAACACGCCCAACAACGGCUCUCCGAAACAAGCCAACCAAACAACCGGCAAGGGUUUCUUCACGACUCCCUCCCGAAAGACAAGCGGCAAGCUCCAACGAACCGUCAGCUCAACUUUCGAAGACGUCUGGUCGCAGCCCCGUCUAUUCUGGAACUCGCUCGUGGAAGCGGAGAAGCAAUUCGUCGUCGACGCAAUGCGGUUCGAGAACGCGAACGUGGUCUCCUCCGUCGUCCGUCAGAACGUCAUUAUCCAGCUGAACCGGAUUAGCAACGACCUGGCGAAGCGCGUUGCCGAAGCCAUCGGUAUUGAAGCACCGAGUCCGGACCCGCGAUUCUACCACGACAACACCACUGCGCAUAUUGGUGCUUUUGGACAGAAGUUGCUUAAGCUGGAGGGGUUGAAGGUUGGUCUGCUUGCGUCUGUACAGAACGCUUCUAGCAUUGCACAGGGUUCGGCUUUGCAGGCGCAGCUGAAGGAUGUUGGCGUUGAUGUUGUGGUUGUGGGCGAGCGGAUGGUUGAUGGUGUCAAUCAGACUUACUCUGCUUCUGAUGCUGUGCAGUUUGAUGCUGUCGUUGUGGCGGAUGGGGCCGAGGGGUUGUUCUCUGCUCGCUCCGCGACGGAGAAGCAGACCAAAGCUUCGACGCUUUUCCCUGCUGGCCGGCCGCUAGAUAUCCUUGUUGAUGCGUUCCGGUUUGGAAAGACUGUUGGUGCGCUCGGUAAGGGGUCUAGUGCGCUUCGGUCGGCGCAGAUUGCAUCCGACCGGGACGGAGUUUAUGUUUCCAAGUCUGUUGGUGAGAAGUUCGUCAAGGGUAUCAAGGAAGGCCUGAGAACUUUCAAAUUCCUGGAUCGCUUUGCCUUGGAUGAGUAG
Molecule: messenger RNA, 2193 nt
Organism: Penicillium argentinense
Lineage: Eukaryota; Fungi; Ascomycota; Eurotiomycetes; Eurotiales; Aspergillaceae
Gene: cat1
Product: catalase catB
Exons: 5
Coding region: 1-2193 (730 amino acids)
Biological process (GO): hydrogen peroxide catabolic process; response to oxidative stress
Cellular component (GO): cytosol
Molecular function (GO): heme binding; catalase activity
Source: RefSeq, a predicted model, not a curated record